Molecule: messenger RNA, 2042 nt
Organism: Lemur catta (Ring-tailed lemur)
Lineage: Eukaryota; Metazoa; Chordata; Mammalia; Primates; Lemuridae
Gene: RPN1
Product: ribophorin I
Exons: 10
Coding region: 78-1901 (607 amino acids)
Cellular component (GO): membrane; oligosaccharyltransferase complex
Source: RefSeq, a predicted model, not a curated record
AGCGGCCGCGCGGUGGCGGGAGGCGGGGCGGCGGCGGCGGCGCUCGGCCCGGCGCGGCGCUCAGCUCCAUCCGGGUCAUGGAGUCGCCGGCCGCGCGUGGGUUUCUGCUCCUGCUGCUCGGGGCCUGCGUCCCGGCGCCGGGCGGCGCGUCCCCCGAGGCGCCUCCGCUGGUCAACGAGGACGUGAAGCGCACGGUGGACCUGAGCAGCCACCUGGCCAAGGUGACGGCCGAGGUGGUGCUGGCGCACCCGGGCGGCGGGGCCACGUCGCGGGCCGCCUCCUUCCUUCUGGCGUUGGAGCCCGAGCUCGAGGCCCGCCUGGCGCACCUGGGCGUGCAGGUGAAGGGAGAAGAUGAGGAAGAGAACCAUCUGGAAGUACGAGAAACCAAAAUUAAGGGUAAAAGUGGGAGGUUCUUCACGGUCAAGCUGCCCGUUGCUCUUGAUCCUGGGUCCAAGAUUUCAGUCACGGUGGAAACCGUCUACACCCACGUGCUGCAGCCGUACCCGACCCAGAUCACCCAGUCGGAGAAGCAGUUCGUGGUGUUCGAGGGGAACCAUUACUUCUACUCUCCGUAUCCAACGAAGGCACAGACCAUGCGUGUGAAACUCGCCUCCCGAAACGUGGAGAGCUACAGCAAGCUGGGCAACCCGACGCGCUCCGAGGACCUCCUGGAUUACGGGCCCUUCAGAGAUGUCCCUGCCUACAGUCAGGACACUUUCAAGGUGCACUAUGAGAACAACAGCCCCUUCCUGACCGUCACCAGCAUGACACGGGUCAUCGAGGUUUCUCACUGGGGCAACAUUGCCGUGGAAGAGAACGUGGACCUGAAACACACGGGGGCCGUGCUGAAGGGCCCUUUCUCCCGCUACGACUACCAGAGACAGCCGGACAGCGGCAUCUCCUCCAUCCGUUCCUUUAAGACCAUCCUCCCCGCUGCCGCCCAGGACGUUUAUUACCGGGACGAGAUUGGCAACGUCUCCACCAGCCACCUCCUCAUUCUGGAUGACUCCGUGGAGAUGGAAAUCCGGCCUCGCUUCCCUCUCUUUGGCGGUUGGAAGACGCACUACAUCGUUGGCUACAACCUCCCCAGCUAUGAGUACCUCUAUAGUUUGGGUGACCAGUACGCACUGAAAAUGAGGUUCGUGGACCACGUGUUCGACGAGCAAGUGAUAGAUUCUCUGACGGUGAAGAUCAUCCUGCCCGAAGGGGCCAAAAACAUCCAGAUCGACAGUCCGUACGACAUCAGCCGGGCCGCGGAUGAGCUGCACUACACCUACCUGGACACGUUCGGGCGGCCCGUGAUCGUGGCCCACAAGAAGAACCUGGUGGAGCAGCACAUUCAGGACAUCGUGGUGCACUACACGUUCAACAAGGUGCUCAUGCUGCAGGAGCCGCUGCUGGUCGUGGCGGCCUUCUACAUCCUCUUCUUCACCGUCAUCGUCUACGUCCGCCUGGACUUCUCCAUCACCAAGGACCCCGCCGCGGAAGCCCGGAUGAAGGUGGCCUGCAUCACGGAGCAGGUCCUCACCCUGGUCAACAAGAGGAUAGGCCUGUACCGCCACUUCGACGAGACCGUCAACAGGUACAAGCAGUCCCGGGACAUGUCCACCCUCAACAGCGGCAAGAAGGGCCUGGAGGCGGAGCACAAGGCGCUGACGGGCGAGAUCGCGCUGCUGCAGUCCCGGCUGAAGACCGAGGGCUCCGACUUGUGCGACCGGGUGAGCGAGAUGCAGAAGCUGGACACUCAGGUCAAGGAGCUGGUGCUGAAGUCGGCGGUGGAGGCCGAGCGGCUGGUGGCCGGCAAGCUCAAGAGGGACACGUACGUGGAGAACGAGAAGCUCAUCUCGGGCAAGCGCCAGGAGCUGGUCACCAAGAUCGACCACAUCCUGGACGCCCUGUAGCGCCCGGGUGUUGUCCCCAGCGUUGGCCGGGUGCCUGCUUGCUGGGGUGGCAGGCAGGGGAGGGGCCGGAGGAGGUUGACCAUCCAGGCCAUCGAAGGCUGGCGUCUGUCAUUUGCAAGGAAAAAAAAAAAAAAGGCCUUA